UAGGACAACUCCAAAAAGAGUGAACGCCGCUCGUUGUUUACACCGACAUCGUUACUUUUAAAAGAGAUCACUUGUUUUACUUUGCAAAUAGAGACUAUUGAUAGCAUCAAUACCGCUGCGCCUCAAAUGAGAUUAUUCGCUUUGUAAAAUAACAGGAUUUGUGUUUCCUCCUUAUGUGUUGGCGAACCUUAACACAAUGAAGUCAGAUAUUCAGUAUGUAAAGAUGGUUGACAUGGAGCUAAGUAGAGGAGAAACACAUCUUGGCUCACAAAAGUAUUACAGGUGUUUGGUCAUCCUUACCUGUCUAACCACAGUGCUGUUAAUACUCCUGUCCCUCCAAACCCUGCUCGUUCCUCUUGCAACUUCCUCCUCAGAAUCUUCUGGACAGCAUGAACAUCGUCUUAUCAGAGAGACCUGUACUGAUCCCUGCAGGAUUGUUUUAGUGGAGAGUAUUCCUGAGGGACUUGUGUUUAACUCCUCUGCCUCUCACCAAUCCAUAUAUGAAGCCUGGCUUAACCUCAUAGCUGGUGCUCAAACCAGUUUGGACAUUACCUCCUUCUACUGGACUCUUAGCAAUAGUGACACACACACAAGUGAGACCACAGCCAAUCAGGGAGAGCAGAUUCUGCAUGAAUUAGGGCGGCUCUCUGAGAAAGUGUCUGUUCGGAUCGCAGUUGAUACACCAUCAGAGACGAAACCUCUAGAUGACAUUAGGUUCCUUGUGAACUCUGGUGCUGCUGUGCGGAUGGUGAAUAUGCGGGAGCUCACGACAGGCGUGCUGCAUACAAAAUUCUGGAUUGUGGAUAAGAAGCACAUUUACAUAGGUAGCGCCAAUAUGGACUGGAGAUCACUAACCCAGGUGAAGGAGUUGGGUGCAGUUGUGUAUAACUGCAGCUGUCUUGCUGAGGACCUUGGGAAGAUCUUCGAGGCCUAUUGGUACCUGAAUCAGACCAAGGCCAUUCCCACCCACUGGCCCAGCAAAUUCUCUACUCUGUACAAUAAGGACACACCCAUGCAGCUGUCACUCAAUGGGACUGACGCCAGUGUGUACCUAUCAAGUUCUCCUCCUUCAUUGUGUGCUGAAGGCAGGACUCCAGACCUGCAGUCUAUCCUCAGUGUGAUUGGGGAUGCCCAGCAGUUUGUCUACAUUGCUGUGAUGAACUAUCUUCCCACAAUGGAAUUCUCCAAAUCCCAGAGGUACUGGGCAGAUAUUGACACCCAGCUGCGCCGUGUGGCUUAUGAGCGAAAAGUUCGUGUGCGUCUGCUGAUCAGUUGCUGGGAGACUACCAGCCCAAUCAUGUUCCCUUUCCUCAACUCACUUGCUUCCUUGCAGGAUACAAACAAGCUGGACAUUCAAGUGAAAAUUUUUACAGUGCCUUCCAACCCUCGACAGAAAGAAAUUCCAUUUGCCAGAGUAAACCAUAACAAGUACAUGGUCACAGAUAAGGUUGCGUAUAUAGGUACCUCUAACUGGUCAGGAGACUACUUUGUGAACACUGCAGGUUCUGCAUUAGUGGUGAACCAGACUUCAGCUCAGAUGACAACACCUACAGUCCAAGAGCAGCUACAAGCGGUAUUUGAAAGGGACUGGGAUUCUUCAUACAGCAGUGAGAUCAAGCACACCACCAACUAUGAAGUUAUUUGUUAGACCAGCUUUGUGCCUUGCACUUUCUUUAUACUGCAGAGGGCGACGUGGAGUGCUUGGGAUUACACUGUUGGCAUACAUUAUGGAUUACUGCACCAUUUGGGGGGGUCUAAAACGCACCUUGACCUUAACCUUGCCAUCACCUAUUUGUUUAUAUUUUUUAUUCUAGCAUUAAACAAGGGGUAAGGGGUCAAAGAACAUCCACUGAUUUUAAUCUGUCCUGGUCUCUUAAGAUGAAUCACAUUUCCACUCACUUCAUAUCUGUAGCAUAUAAAUAACUUUGCAUAUAACUGCACAUGUUUUCUUUUAACUGACAUGCAAUACCUCUUUACAGAAACACUUUCCUUUUGAUUGUUUGUAAUAUUUGAUGAACUUAUAGUGUUGGGGUAUUCUAACCCUCGUCUCAGGAAGACAUUGUUUUAUUAAUGAUUUAAUAUACUGUUGAUUUGCUGGUUUUUCACUUUUUUAGGUUGAUUUUAAUAAUUGAUAUGUGCUGUCUUGGAUCUCUUCAAGUUGUAUGUUUUGUUUGAAAAAUAAUCUUAACAGUAUUUACCUUUUUAACAAUGAUCAUGUCAGCAUGGAUCGAACUUUGUUGGCUAUAGUCAUUGACACCAAGAGCAUUUUUGUUCUGUGGCAUUUUAUGUUACAGUACCAUCAUUCGGAGGCCACUGUCAACAAUUGCACAUGUUUUAGCUGCACAAUUUUGUCUUCAGGACUUGCAGGGUGAUAAAUUGUAAAGUGUGUUUAUAUUAUGUCUGUAAAUCUGUUGAGAAUGCCAAAUGACUCAUGUAGAGACUAAUGAGGGAUUUAUACAAUACAUGUUUUACAUUGAAUAACCUCUCUGUUUUUGAAAAUACAAAUAUUUAAUUGUCUUACUGUGAAUUUUCAUAUUUAAGGAGCCUUUGUUAAAAAUUCAAGGGAAUUUUUUCACAUUCAAUUUAAUUUGACAUCUUUCCUUUGAGAGUCGUGUGUUGUAUGAACUGAAACUAUUGCAUGUUUUGAUUCAAUAAACAUUUGA
This is a messenger RNA of Xyrauchen texanus (razorback sucker), 2663 nucleotides long. RefSeq names its product 5'-3' exonuclease PLD3-like. Gene Ontology annotation, molecular function: catalytic activity. NCBI's taxonomy places the organism in Eukaryota, Metazoa, Chordata, Actinopteri, Cypriniformes, Catostomidae. The transcript is spliced from 12 exons. The record is from RefSeq and is a predicted model, not a curated record. The coding region runs from base 197 to 1648 and encodes 483 amino acids.